This is a messenger RNA of Cylicocyclus nassatus, 3619 nucleotides long. Lineage: Eukaryota; Metazoa; Nematoda; Chromadorea; Rhabditida; Strongylidae. The record is from the annotation of a GenBank genome assembly.
AGACUAGGUCAACAAAACAUCAUCGUGUGUGAAUUUUUACAACAUCACUGUCGCGUUUCCGGUCCAUUUUACACGCUGCCUGCUCCAUUAAUUUUGACAGAAUAAUUUCCUCGCAGCAUCUGGUCCUGGAUGGAGCAGCAUAAUGCAAACCAGGUCGACGGCAAACCCAUAACCAACAAAAUGGGGAAGAAGGCCAUCGACAAGGCGAACGAUCUAAAUGAUCUCAAACAGGAGGUUAAAAUGGAUGAGCAUAUCAUCCCGAUGGAGGAGCUGGCAGCGAGGUACGGCACUAACCUCGAGACGGGUCUGACUCGAGCCAAAGCUGCUGAGGUGUUGGCACGAGAUGGACCUAAUGCUCUAUCCCCUCCAAAAACUACCCCAGAGUGGAUCAAGUUCUGCAAAAAUCUUUUCGGAGGUUUUGCUCUUCUUCUUUGGGUUGGAGCCUUCCUGUGCUACGUCGCCUAUUCUGUCGAUUUAUUCACAAUGGAAUAUCCAUCUAAGGACAAUCUCUACCUCGGUAUUGUACUGAUGACUGUCGUAGUAAUCACCGGUUGCUUCCAAUACUAUCAAGAAAGCAAAUCUAGCAAGAUCAUGGACUCGUUCAAAAACAUGGUCCCGACGUUUGCUCUUGUCCAUCGUGACGGCCAGAAGCAACAACUUCGGACGGAAGAGCUUGUCGUUGGUGAUAUCGUCGAAGUGAAGGGUGGAGAUCGUGUGCCAGCCGAUAUUAGAAUCAUCUCGGCCUUCGGUUUCAAGGUUGAUAAUUCUUCCCUCACCGGAGAAUCGGAGCCCCAGUCACGAUCGCCAGAAUGCACCAAUGAAAACCCUCUUGAAACCAAGAACGUAGCCUUCUUCUCCACUAACGCCGUAGAAGGAACCGCUAAGGGUAUUGUCAUCUACACUGGAGAUAGAACUGUCAUGGGUAGAAUUGCUCAUCUUGCUUCCGGUCUUGAUACGGGAAUGACACCUAUUGCUCGUGAAAUUGAGCAUUUUAUCCAUCUGAUCACUGGCGUGGCCGUGUUCCUCGGAGUGUCCUUUUUCAUCAUCGCUUUCGUUCUCGGAUAUCACUGGCUGACAGCUGUUGUGUUCCUUAUUGGUAUCAUUGUCGCCAAUGUGCCUGAAGGUCUUAUCGCUACUGUCACCGUAUGUCUCACCUUGACAGCUAAGAGAAUGGCUAGCAAGAACUGUUUGGUGAAGAAUUUGGAAGCUGUAGAGACUCUGGGAUCAACAUCGACGAUUUGCUCCGAUAAGACCGGAACAUUGACGCAGAACAGAAUGACUGUUGCUCAUAUGUGGUACGACAGAAAUAUCGAAGAAUGUGAUACCACUGAAAAUCAGUCCGCCAAUACAGGUAAUCGGGGUGGUCCAACCAUGGAUGCUCUUUUGAGGAUUGCUGCUCUCUGCAACAGAGCUGAGUUCAAGCCUGGCCAGCAAGAUAUCCCAGUGCUUCGUCGAGAUUGCACUGGUGACGCAUCCGAGAUCGCUCUGCUCAAGUUCACCGAGCUCGCACUGGGAAAUGUCAUUGCAUACAGAGAGAAAUCACCAAAAAUUGCAGAAAUUCCAUUCAAUUCCACCAACAAGUACCAAGUUUCCAUUCAUGAGAACCCUGGCAGCGAUUCCUAUCUCCUCGUAAUGAAAGGAGCUCCAGAGAGAAUUCUUGAUGUCUGCUCGACCAUACUUCUCAAUGGCAAAGAGGAACCGCUAGAUGAGAAACUUCGUGCUGAAUUCAACACCGCCUAUCUGGAACUUGGAGGAAUGGGAGAACGUGUGCUCGGAUUCUGCGACUACGAGUUGCCGGCCGACCAAUACCCCAAAGGCUUCAAAUUCGACACCGAAGAUGUAAACUUUCCUCUAAAGGACCUUCGCUUCGUCGGCCUCACGUCCAUGAUUGAUCCACCUCGUGCUGCUGUACCAGAUGCUGUUGCGAAAUGCAGAUCUGCUGGUAUAAAAGUCGUUAUGGUCACAGGAGAUCACCCAAUUACUGCCAAAGCCAUUGCCAAGUCUGUUGGAAUCAUCAGCGAGGGUACUGAAACCGUUGAAGACAUCGCCAUUCGUCGAGGGGUACCUGUGGAGGAUGUAGAUCCAAAUGAGGCCAAAGCAGCUGUGGUACAUGGUACCGAUUUGAGGGAAAUGAACGAGGAUCAGCUGGCUGAUAUCAUUCGCAAUCACUCCGAAAUUGUGUUUGCGCGUACAUCACCUCAGCAGAAGCUGAUGAUCGUUGAAGGUUUCCAGAGACAAGGACAAAUUGUAGCUGUCACUGGUGAUGGUGUCAACGACUCCCCAGCUUUGAAGAAGGCUGACAUCGGUGUUGCUAUGGGUAUCGCUGGAUCUGAUGUCUCCAAACAAGCUGCUGAUAUGAUCCUCCUUGAUGACAACUUCGCCUCGAUUGUCGUAGGAGUGGAAGAAGGACGUCUCAUCUUCGAUAAUCUCAAAAAAUCGAUUGCCUAUACACUCACCUCAAACAUCCCCGAAAUCUCACCCUUCCUCACUUACAUCCUCUUCGGUAUCCCACUACCACUUGGAACUGUCACCAUCCUCUGUAUUGACCUGGGAACUGACAUGGUGCCAGCUAUCUCGCUCGCCUAUGAGGAAGCCGAAUCCGAUAUCAUGAAGCGACAACCUCGUGAUCCGAUUCGUGACAAACUUGUGAAUGAACGUCUGAUUUCGUUGGCAUAUGGACAGAUCGGUAUGAUCCAGGCAUCAGCCGGCUUCUUCACCUACUUUUGGAUCAUGGCUGAUAACGGAUUCUGGCCUCAGGAUCUCUACCAAAUUCGAGCCCAGUGGGACUCCCGUGCCUACAACAAUGUCUUGGACUCAUAUGGACAAGAAUGGACUUAUGCCAACCGCAAAAUCUUGGAAUACACGUGCCAAACCGCUUAUUUCGUGUCCAUUGUGGUUGUGCAAUGGGCUGAUUUGAUCAUCUCAAAAACUCGUCGUAACUCCAUUGUUCAACAGGGUAUGACCAAUUGGACUCUCAACUUUGGACUUGUGUUCGAGACAGCUCUUGCCUGGUUUAUGUGCUAUUGCCCAGGCUUGGACAAUGGUCUACGUAUGUAUGGAUUGAGGUUCUCGUGGUGGUUCUGUGCUCUACCCUUUUCGGUUCUGAUCUUCGUGUAUGACGAAGUCCGUCGUUAUUGCAUCCGAAGAUGGCCUGGAGGAUGGGUGGAACGCGAGACUUACUAUUAAACUUGUGCUAGUUUGCUUUGCAGAAUUCUUUAGUAAGUUAUCUUCCGUAGGAAUAAUCUCUCAUCUGACCUCGAGGUGAUGCCUGCAAAAAACUGCUUCUCAAUAUGAUCCUCGUAAAAUUCAGCCUUAUUAUAGUAAUAUAUCUGCCUCGUACGUAGUCAUAUACAUCUUACUUACCCUCUUAUGUUAAAUAGUUCAGAACACUCUGUGAAUGUGAAGUUAUAAUUUUUUUGCAUGUUUAGUAGGUUUAGUUUUGUUGAUAGUGUAUGUGCUCGCUGUUAAAAUAGACUAGGAUUUAGUUAUGAAGAAAAAGCAAUGCUUACGUUCUCAUAUUUGGUCACGUUGUACUUUCAUUCUGGAAUUUUAUCAUCGGUGUAACAUAGACAUUAUUAACCUGUGAGUAUGUAGCGCUGCUAAUAAAUUUAUAUUUCGG